AUCAUCUCAGAAAAUUUUCUCAACUUGGCAAAAUUACUACUUUCGGAAAAUGAGACAAUGAACCAGGAAACUACCCCAUGAAGAUCCCAGUCGGCUCAGUAUAAUGGAGUUUCUUGAACUUCCACACAACUGUCAAACUUUACUCUCUGCUCCCAAUCUAAUCCUUUUCUCUCUCUUUUUUCCUUUUCUUGACUCUCCCUCUGAAAACCUAACUCUCAAGCUGUCUACCCAAUCAGUGCCAUUACAGUUCAAGAUCUGAGUUUCUAAGCACUUCUUAGAGAUAAAGAAAAAUGUCUUCUUUCAUUAUUUUCUUUCUAACGUUGCUAUUAAUUAGACAAUGCAGUGGCCGUGUUUUCACAUUUGAAAUGCACCAUCGUUUCUCUGAAACUGUCAAGAAAUGGUCACUGCAGAAAAUAGGUGGUCCACUUCAUAAUUGGCCGGUCAAAGGAAGUCUUCAGUACUAUACUCAGUUGGCCAACCACGAUAAGUUGUUACAUGGUAGGAAGCUUUUCAAAUUUGACGGACCACUCACUUUCUCUGAUGGCAAUUCCACUUUCCGGAUCAGCUCUCUUGGAUUUUUGCAUUACACUACAGUGACGUUGGGGACACCGGGGAUGAAGUUUCUUGUGGCGCUUGAUACUGGGAGUGAUUUAUUUUGGGUGCCUUGUGAAUGCGGCAAAUGUGCUUCUACUGAUGAUCCUACACUUUACAGCUUUGAUUUUGAGCUUAGCAUAUACAGCCUGAAUGGUUCGUCAACUAGCAAGCAGGUCACCUGCAGUAAUAGCUUGUGUACAGAGCGCAAUAAUUGCCUUGGUGUAUAUAGCCACUGCCCUUAUUCAGUGUCCUAUGUCUCCUCGGAAACUUCAACUUCCGGAAUUUUAGUGGAUGAUAUUCUGCACUUGAGAACAGAAGACAAUGAGGAAAAAUUUGUUCAGGCGCGUGUGAUCUUUGGUUGUGGACAAGUGCAGACUGGUUCUUUUCUAGAUGUUGCGGCACCAAACGGUUUAUUUGGGCUUGGGCUUGAGAAGAUAUCAGUCCCUAGUAUUCUGUCUCGAGAAGGUUUUAUGGCAGAUUCCUUCUCCAUGUGCUUUGGUCAUGAUGGGGCAGGACGAAUUAGUUUUGGAGACAAGGGUAGCUUUGACCAGGAAGAGACCCCUUUUAAUAUAAACCCAUUACACCCAACGUAUAACAUUUCUGUAGAUCAAAUACGCGUGGGAACAACUCUCGUUGAUUCAGGUUUUACAGCACUUUUUGAUACCGGAACAUCCUUCACGUAUCUUGCUGACCUAUCCUAUACGAAGCUUUCAGAGAGUUUCCAUUCUCAAGUACGAGACAAGCGGCGCCCACUUGAUCCUAGGAUCCCUUUCGAUUAUUGUUAUGAUAUGAGUCCUGAUGCAAAUACGAGCUUGAUUCCUAGUUUAAGCCUAACUAUGAAAGGGGGAGGCCAGCUUGUUGUCUAUGAUCCAAUUAUUGUUAUAUCCAUGCAGAGUCAACUCGUGUAUUGCCUGGCUGUUGUGAAGAGUCAAGACCUAAAUAUAAUUGGACAAAACUUCAUGACUGGGUACCGCUUUGUGUUUGAUCGAGAAAAGGCCAUUCUUGGUUGGAAGAAGUUUGAUUCAGGUUAUGACAUUGAGAAAAUAGACCAUUUCCCAUCAGAAGUCGUUAAUACUACUCGUGUGCCACCUGCUGUUGCUGUUGGGCCUGGAAAUGAUGAUGCAGAAAAAUCAGAUGAAAGGACUACAAAUACUCCUCAAAGUUCUUUUGCAUCAUCAGUUUAUCAAACAUUUUAUUUGAACCUGAUAAACUGCUACCUAACAUCUCUAACAUUGCUACUUUUAUAAUAGCUACCAUAUGCUCGUUGUCACUGACCUUUUGGCAGCUAGAUAUGGUUGAAGUUCUCUGGAUUUAGGUAUAUGUUUCUUAGCACUUUAGCACAUAGUGCGGAUAACAACCUUGUAAAGCUCCAAUAUGGUCAGAAUUUUUUUCUUUGCCUGGUCAUAUUUGAUUUCGAGGCUAACCCAUUUAAUGUAAAUACAUAUAGAAAAGUUAUAUUUCUUCCGAGCCAA
Molecule: messenger RNA, 2066 nt
Organism: Nicotiana attenuata
Lineage: Eukaryota; Viridiplantae; Streptophyta; Magnoliopsida; Solanales; Solanaceae
Product: aspartyl protease family protein 1
Exons: 10
Coding region: 291-1841 (516 amino acids)
Biological process (GO): proteolysis
Molecular function (GO): aspartic-type endopeptidase activity
Source: RefSeq, a predicted model, not a curated record